Molecule: messenger RNA, 954 nt
Organism: Tachyglossus aculeatus (Australian echidna)
Lineage: Eukaryota; Metazoa; Chordata; Mammalia; Monotremata; Tachyglossidae
Product: olfactory receptor 9K2-like
Biological process (GO): G protein-coupled receptor signaling pathway; sensory perception of smell
Cellular component (GO): membrane
Molecular function (GO): odorant binding; G protein-coupled receptor activity; olfactory receptor activity
Source: RefSeq, a predicted model, not a curated record
AUGGGCAGUGAAGGAGAAGCCAACUGGAUAAACUACUUCAUCUUCGUUGGCUUUAGGGUCAGCCCAGAACUCCAGAUCUUCCUCUUCCCUGUGUUCCUAGUGGCCUACUGUCUUGUGCUGGUUGGCAACGUUGGCAUGAUAGCCAUGAUCCAAGGGGACCUCUGGCUCCAUACUCCUAUGUACUUCUUCUUUCAGAACCUGUCUUUCAUUGACCUCUCUUACAUCUCUGCCAUCGCCCGUAAGACACUGACUAGCUUCUGGGACCAGCGUAAGUUCAUUUCCUUUGCGGGCUGUGCUUCCCAGUCCUUCCUGUUUACUACCUCCAUUGUGACCGAGGGCUUCGUCCUGGCGGCCAUGGCCUACGACAGACUGGUCACUAUCAGCUCACCACUCCUCUACUCCGCCUGCAUGUCUCGGUCCCUCUGCAUCCGGAUAGUGGUUGGCUCGUAUGCCUGUGGCUGUAUCAACUCCAUUCUCCAGUCUACCUUGACAUUCUCUGUGAGUUUCUGUGCCUCACGGGUCAUUGAACACUUCUACUGCGAUGUCCAGCCGCUCCAACGGAUCACAUGUUCUGACACCUCCGUCCAGGAGGCCAUGUCCUUUGUCACGGCCGCGGUCAUCAUCCCACCCACCGUCCUGGUUAUCCUGGGCUCUUACAUCUGCAUUGGCCCUGCCAUCCUGAAGAUCCACUCCUCUGAGGGGCGCAAGAAGGCUGUCUCCACCUGCGGCUCCCAUCUGGGAGUCGUGAGCCUCCUCUAUGGAACCGUGUCUUUCGUUUACCUCACCCCACUUUCAUCCCCUGAGUGUCGCAAGGUGGCUGCCAUGUGCUACACCCUCAUCAUCCCCAUGUUGAACCCCGUGAUAUAUUCCCUGAGGAACAAAGAUGUCAAGGAGGCCCUGAGAAGGAUCUUUGCAAAGAUAAUGACAUUAAUUAUGGAGGUCUUCCCUGAUUAG